UACCUGAAUGUGUAGCUCGCUGCUCUGUUUGCUUUGUCAAUUGCAGUGAAAUUUUUUCUCCCUGCUCCGUUUCUUGGAUCCAGAUAUAUGUUUCUCUGCUGACCUAGAUUUGUUACGCGUGGCUUUUAAUUCUGAUUUGCAUUUUCCGACAAGCUAGCAUUUAUUUCUGUUUUUUUUUUUUUUGGGUCGGGGAGGUUUUAAGUAUGCGGAGAUGUCAUAUUUUUCCAUCCUACGGUAAUGAGUAAUGUGGAGUAGACGUAUUGUUUAAUUAAGUAAAUCACGGUAAUCUUUCCCGCUAAUUUGGAGAUCUGGGGCUGAUUCUGCGAGGUAUGGUCGUAGUGGCGUGCUUCAUAUGGGUAAAUUGGGUAUUUAGUCCUUUUCUGGAGCUGAUUUUCUGUCCGAAAAGCUUGUGAUGCUCGAGAAUAGAAAACAGAUUGAAAUAGAGUGGACUCGAGCGGUCGAGCCCUUGAAGUUGUUUCCUUGUAAGGCACAUGAUAGCAGAAGAAAUAAUCCGUUUUUCUGUUAUGUAGGCAGUGUUUACUUAGAUCUAAUCCAACUUCGGGACAUAUUGGCUUGCAUUAUAGUUAUAUGGGCAAGUUAAAGGGAUUUUGCAAUGGUGUUUGUGAUUGGGACCAGACUGGCAACACGGAAACUCACAAUCUUGCGUAUGGGGACACGCGCGCUCGAAAGUGAGAGCAAAAGCUCUGAUGUGUACCUUUCACUGGGGCUUAAACAAUUGGGUAAAAGAAUUGUAGGCGUUCCACGUGUUUUAUCGCUUGUCUCUUCACUUCUUGAGAGAUCAGUUUUGAGAAACGAUGAGCUGUUAGAGGCAAAUCAUCUAAAAGAUGUUGUUACUGUGUUUCAUGGUUUAAGAGCACCAACUCUAAGUGUCCGUAAGUACGUCGAUCGGAUCUUCAAAUACUCGGGCUGCAGCCCCUCCUGCUUUGUUGUUGCACACAUCUAUGUUGAUAGAUACCUUCAGUGCACAGAAGCCAAACUGACUUCGCUUAAUGUGCAUAGGCUUCUGAUUACUAGCAUAAUGCUAGCAGCAAAGUUUAUGGAUGAUGCAUUCUUUAACAAUGCUUACUAUGCAAAAGUUGGAGGAGUAAGCACGUCUGAGUUAAACAGGUUGGAGAUGAACUUUCUUUUCAGCAUAGAUUUCAGACUUCAAGUGAACUUGGAGACGUUUGGAAGAUAUUGUUCACAACUGGAGAAGGAAUCUGCGGAAUUUUCUGAGAUUGAACGGCCAAUGCAAGCGUGUCGAAUUAAAGAAAGCUGGUCCAGCAAAGAUGAUUCUACUUGCGCUUCCCCUGCUGCGAGAUGAAAAUGAGGAAGCACUUCGAUUAUUGCUGGAAAUCCCUCGACAAACGGAAAGAUGGUCAAUUUUGGAGUAUUCAAACAGGGAAAGAUUGAUAGGAAUUCAAUAUUUUAACGGAAUGCCAAAUUGGCGUAUAAUUAAUUUUAUUUUUGCCUUGAUCAUUGAAGACUGUUGAGUCAGUCCAUGUUCUCUUGAAGCUUGAAGGUAUGAUUUUUAAAAGCUGUCGUCAGGGAUGGCUAUGGUAUCCAUGAUCCCUUUGUUUUUGUUGGGAAGGAAAAAAUUGUGGUGAUUGUCACGAUUUAAUGCAAGUUUUUAAUUUUAAUGUAGGUU
Messenger RNA from Neltuma alba, 1648 nucleotides. Its product is annotated as cyclin-P3-1. The coding region runs from base 614 to 1324 and encodes 236 amino acids. Gene Ontology annotation, molecular function: protein kinase binding. The transcript has 3 exons. NCBI's taxonomy places the organism in Eukaryota, Viridiplantae, Streptophyta, Magnoliopsida, Fabales, Fabaceae. The record is from RefSeq and is a predicted model, not a curated record. Gene Ontology annotation, biological process: regulation of cyclin-dependent protein serine/threonine kinase activity.